This is a messenger RNA of Mobula hypostoma (lesser devil ray), 4588 nucleotides long. Its product is annotated as protein O-mannosyl-transferase TMTC2-like. Gene Ontology annotation, cellular component: endoplasmic reticulum membrane. Gene Ontology annotation, molecular function: mannosyltransferase activity; protein binding. The record is from RefSeq and is a predicted model, not a curated record. Bases 229 to 2748 code for a protein of 839 amino acids. Gene Ontology annotation, biological process: protein O-linked glycosylation via mannose. The transcript is spliced from 12 exons. NCBI's taxonomy places the organism in Eukaryota, Metazoa, Chordata, Chondrichthyes, Myliobatiformes, Myliobatidae.
GCAGCGCCUAUGCGUGCAUGCGUGCGUGUGUACAUAUAUAAGCGGAUUCCCAAAUGUAGGCGACCGAUUGCACAUCGUGUGCGCGUCCCAGGGCGACCGGCAGCACCUUGCACUGCGCUACGGGUUAGAGGCUCAAAGAAAAAAAUAUAAAGCAAACAAAAACAGCCCGAGGAUGCGGAUCCAUCCCAGCGAGGUGAAACCAGGAAUCGAUACGAUAUUGUAGUAGACAUGAUUUCUGAAUUUGUGAGCAGCGCGGUUGCUUUUGCCCUGUACCUGAACACACUGAGCGCUGAUUUCUGUUACGAUGAUAGCCGAGCCAUUAAAACCAACCCAGAUCUACUUCCAGAAACACCGUGGGUGAAUAUCUUUUAUAAUGACUUUUGGGGAACCCUGCUCACCCAUAGUGGCAGCCACAAGUCCUACCGGCCGCUGUGUACGCUUUCCUUCCGUCUGAACUGUGCCUUCGGAGGUUUGGAACCCUGGAGUUUUCACCUUGUUAAUGUACUGUUGCACAGUGCCGUCACUGGCUUUUUCACAAACUUUUCCCGCUUGCUGUUCGGUGACGGCCAGUGGACGUUAAUCGCAGGCCUACUCUUUGCUGCACAUCCCGUCCACACCGAAGCAGUGGCAGGAAUUGUAGGACGAGCGGAUGUCGGAGCUGGGCUCUUUUUCCUCCUUUCUUUAAUGUGCUACAUUCGGCACUGUGACUGCAGGAGACGGUCGUUGUGGAGCUGGCCCUGGUUGUUUGGAAGCUUCGUGUGUGCAGCCUGCAGUAUGCUCUGGAAGGAGCAGGGUGUAACUGUCCUGGUAAUUUUGGCUGCUUUUGAUGUUUUUGUAGAUCACAGACUCAGAUUGUACCAGCUCAUCUCACUAAUUCAAAAGAGGCAGCUGGCUUCCCUUUUGAUAAGGGUGGGACUAUUGGCUAUCUGGGGUGCCAUUCUACUAGGACUUCGCCUAUACUGGAUGGGUAACAAGCCGCCAAGCUUCUCCAAUUCUGACAACCCAGCAGCAGACUCAGACAGCCUGCUUACACGCACUUUGACCUUUCAUUACUUGCCAGCAGCAAAUCUCUGGCUGCUACUGUGCCCUGACACAAUGAGUUUUGAUUGGUCGAUGGACGCUGUGCCAUUGAUAAGAACGGUUGGUGAUUGGAGGAACCUGCACACUUUAGCAUUCUUUGUCGGACUGCUGCUCCUCAUCCACACCAGCCUGAAGGGUUCUCCAAAAGACAGGGUUUGCAAUGGGAAAGCGGUGAUGAAUGGCAAACAGAAUACAAAUGGGCACAGCUGCCACUCAGCAAUGGAGCAUGGAAACAACGGACAGGGUGUUUAUUUUGUACAACAAACUGAUCAUUUUUUAAAGAAUGAUUUAAUUCAGGGUCUACCAACAGCGCAGAACAUAUUAAUUUUCUCUUUAUCACUGCUAAUAAUACCAUUCCUGCCUGCUACCAAUCUUUUCUUUUACGUCGGUUUUGUGAUCGCAGAGCGAAUCCUUUACAUUCCAAGCAUGGGAUUCUGUUUACUCGUAACUCUGGGCAUCAGGACCCUUUCUGUCAGAAUGAAGAAGAAAGUCUUAAAGCACUUGGUUUUAUAUGCAGCCAUAGCUUUGAUUAUUUUAUAUGGGUUGAAAACGAUAUCAAGGAACAGAGACUGGCACGAUGAGGAAAUGUUAUAUAGAUCAGGGAUAAAAGUGAAUCCAGCUAAAGCGUGGGGUAACCUUGGGAAUGUUCUGAAAAGCCAAGGGAAAGUUCUGGAAGCUGAAAAGGCCUAUAGAAAUGCCUUGUACUAUCGUAGCAACAUGGCUGAUAUGCUUUAUAAUUUAGGACUGCUCUUACAAGAAAAUGACCGGUUCUCGGAUGCUCUACACUACUAUAAAUUGGCCAUUGGUAGCCGACCCACCCUGGCAUCUGCCUACUUGAACACUGGGAUUAUUUUAAUGAACCAGGGUCGGUUAGAAGAAGCAAAGAGAACCUUUGUUAUAUGUGCUGAAAUUUCCGAUGAAAACCUGAAAGAUCCUCACACUCACAGAAGUUCAGUAACAAGCUGCUUAUACAACUUGGGCAAACUUCUCCAUGAACAAGGACAACAUGAGGAUGCACUGGUUGUCUAUAAGGAAGCAAUACAGAAGAUGCCAAAACAGUUUGCUCCACAGAGCUUAUACAACAUGAUGGGUGAAGCCUACAUGAGACUGAACAAGCUGGCAGAGGCUGAAUAUUGGUACUUAGAGUCUUUGCGAUCCAAGCCUGAUCAUAUCCCUGCCCACCUCACAUUUGGGAAACUUCUGGCUCUCACUGGCAGGAAAGUAGAGGCUGAGAAAUACUUUUUGCGUUCUAUCCAGCUAGAUCCAAGCAAAGGAAAUUGCUACAUGCAUUACGGUCAGUUUUUGUUGGAGGCGUCUCGCCUGGUGGAAGCUGCAGAGAUGGCAGAGAAGGCAGCCGACCUGGACAGCACUGAGUUUGAUGUUGUCUUCAAUGCUGCCCACAUGCUCAGACAAGCUGGCCUGAACAAAGCAGCUGAGAAACAUUACGGAUUGGCAGCAGGACUGCGACCCAAUUACCCUGCAGCGUUGAUGAACCUGGGUGCCAUUCUUCAUCUGAAUGGAAAACUGCGUGAGGCUGAGGCGAACUACCUCCGAGCUCUCCAGCUCAAACCUGAUGAUGCCAUUACCCAGUCGAACCUUCGCAAACUGCGCAACAUCAUGGAGAAACAAGGCUUGAAUGUGCAAAAAAGAAGAGAUGGUAAAACUUAAUCAAACUCUUGGAACAUUAAACUUGGAAGAAUUGGCAAGGAUGUGGAUGGACAUCUGUUGUUUGUGACUCUGGUGAUGCCCUUUAACACUGAAACUCCUCAGUUUCCAGUGCUUGUGGGAAGACAUCUAGUUAACAUGUGAUUCAUCUACCUGAUUUCCUGCACUUGCUGACUAAAGGCACACUAAAAAAUUUAGGAACAUCCCAACUUUCAGAAUGUGAUUUACUUAGGGUCUAACUCUUAACUCCAGCUAUGAUUCCUAUGUUCCCUUUGUAAGGGUGCAAUCUUUAGAAAACUUUAAGAUUUGGCUACUUGUCUUGCAAAGCAAUUGUUCACCUUUCUGAAGACUGGUACAUCUAAUUUGCUCGGUGUUUACUACCUUCACUGAUAAAUCAGAGCCCCUUUGGGCCAAAAGAUUGGACAAUUGUUGGCUCUGCCUUCUUCCUCGCUAUCCUUUAGCUCUUCAGGUGGAAUUGGAGAUUCUUUCCCUGACAAGGGAAAGGAAAUGUAGGAAGCUCCCAGAAACAAUGAAGAUUCAUAAAUGAGGGGGCUUCAUUUGUCUUGUUUUUGAAACUGACACCAGAUUUUAUACAAGCUUGGCCUCUCUUGUAUCUGCCUCAUCAGCAGACCGUUAGAGCACUUAGAAAAACAGAUUGGUGAACAACUAAUGCUGUUUUGAUCAAAGUAAACAUUAUCAAUUAUAUAUUUUUCAGUUGGCACACAGAAGUCCAAUACUCCUGCAGACGAGACACACACUGUCUGAUUCACAUAGCUUUUGUUUAAAUAACCAUGUGUACUUUUGCUUCAACUUAUUUAUAAACAAGUUGGAGAUAAAUAAUAGGACUUUUUUUUAUUUUCGGGAGCUGUCAACAGCUUUGCGAAUUCGGAUCAUGCACCUGCCAAGACUGAGGGACCAUAUUGAAGAGUUCUGCUUGUUGUUACUAGUAAUUUACCAGUACAACGGUGGUGGAAGAUUGAGGUCAAGUAUUCAUAGAGUGGUACCACAUCUGCAUGGUGUCCUUAUGUUCAACACAAUGCCAUGUAUGGUUCUGGAGGAUUUUACACCACUGUGUUUUAAAGUUGGUUUUUGCUAAAACAUAUCAAGGUAUUUAAUUAACUGUGGAAGUUUUAAGUUAUUCUAAUUCAAUAUGGGGCUGAUAAUGUUAAGUUUUACCCUAGUCUCGUAUAACAUUAGAAGAACCUAUUUGCUUUAGAUACAAUAAAGGCAUAUUUGUUCAUGUUUUACAGAAAUGGAAGGAAAUAGACAUGAGCCUGCAUUUAUUCUCCUUUUCUUUUGAUUUGUUUACAUCUAUCGCCUUUUGAUGCCAACUACUUUUAAAUGAUUUGUUUGCCCAUGGAACAGAUAUAUAUUUUAAUGGCUUUUAAGUCAGAACACAAAGGCAUCUUUACAUAGGAACUUGAUUCACUUAAACAGAAAAGCAGGGAUAUCUUUACUUUCUUCUUUAUUAUGUGAUUGCAUGGCAGAAAUGACUAAUUGCUCUAACUAUAUUGGCAUUGUGUUGUAGCAAUGAUUGAAUUGUGGGUUUGUCCGAGACUUAAGGGUGAAACCUAAGCCAUGCAGGAGAGACUUCCUCUCUGCCUGGUCAAUGCUUUCAGGUUCUGAGAAAUACUGAUUAAGCAUUACAUCUGCAUUGCUGCUCAGGGAUUUCGUAAAGUGGAGUAAUUCCAGACAGUGCUAAAGAGUACUGAAUGUGUUUACUAAAUUAAAAGUUUUAUUUUUUAAAAUUGUUCUAUUUGUAUAAAUUAUCCAAAUUUGUAGAAGUGUUUCCUCUUGUAAAAUGACCAUGUACAUGCCAGCGAAAUUCACAAUUUUUCCCCAA